This is a messenger RNA of Prinia subflava (tawny-flanked prinia), 3348 nucleotides long. RefSeq names its product gamma-secretase activating protein (gene GSAP). Gene Ontology annotation, biological process: positive regulation of amyloid-beta formation. The record is from RefSeq and is a predicted model, not a curated record. Lineage: Eukaryota; Metazoa; Chordata; Aves; Passeriformes; Cisticolidae. The coding region runs from base 774 to 3311 and encodes 845 amino acids. The transcript has 31 exons. Gene Ontology annotation, cellular component: trans-Golgi network.
AGCUUUGCCAGCAGUUUAUAGACAGAAACUCCAUUUAUUCAACAAGCCAUUUCAGAGUGCACAGUCUCAGAAAACAGGGAUGCUACUUGAAGUUCUGGAGAACAUCUAAUGCUUCCUGGGGGAUCACAAGGAGGCCUCCUGGUUUGUGAACACCGGGGGACUGUGGCUCACCCCCAGGCCUCACCGACAGGCUGCUGCCUGAGGCACCUGGAGUCACCCCGCGGUGAAGCUCCCGAAAGGAUUGUCCCUGCUUCUCUGGGGACCAGGGACAGGAGGCACCGGCCUGGAGCCGUGCCAGGGGAAGUAUAGGUCGGAUUUUAGAGAAAGGUUCUUCACCCAGAGGACGGAUGGACACUGGAACAGGCUCCCCAGGGAAGCAGUGACAGCACCAAGAAGCGUUUGCACAACGCUCUAAAGGCACAGGGUGUGAUUUUUGAGGCUGACCUGCUCAGGGCCAGGAGCUGGACUUUGAUGAUGUUUGUGGGUCCCUUCCAGCUCAGAACAUUUUGUGAUUCUGUGAUUCUUCCAGGCGGCCUGAGGAGGAGCCUGGGCGCACACGCCAUGGGGAGAACGAGCCCUCGCGUCCCGCGGCCGAGCCGCACGGAGGCGGCUGGAGGCUCUGGGGCGCUGCGCCGCCGCGGCCGGGCCCGGUAGGAAGCGGAAGAGCCGGCGGCGGCGGGAGCGGGCCGGGAGCCGCCGGAACACCCGGGGGCCGCCCCCCCGCGAGGGGCGGGCUGAGGGCAGCCGAGCCGGAGCGGCGCCGGGCCGGGGCUAUGCUGCUGCGCCUGGUGCCCGAGUUCGAGCUGCGGAGGGACGUGGUGCCCUGGCUGGCGGAGCGGGGCUGCCCCGCCGCUCUAGAUACUUCUGAGAAUUCAUCAGCACUCUAUGUUGUAAAUGUUGAAAGAAAUGGAAAAGUUAUUUAUACCUGGAAAGGAAAGCAGAGAAGCACUCACAUUGGAUUGUAUGAUCUUCAAACUAAACAAAACGAGCACCUCUAUAUGUUUGAGAAGAAUCUGCACAUAAUCAGCUGUUCAAUCAACAAUGAAAGAACCUUACUGGCAGUCAGCUUCUGUCAAUAUACAGAGGAAGAAAGAGCAAGUCAGCUCUUACAGUCAGUAUCCAAGUAUUUAACCUUGCUAAUCGAAAUUCAUCCCAUUAAUAAUGUGAGAGUCCUAAAGGCUGUGGAUAGCUGUGUUCGAGUACAGUUCCUUUACCCAGUUGAAGGCAGAAAUGCUUCUAGAGAAAGUCGUCUCUUGCUAGUUUCAGAAGAUAAAUAUAUUGAACAAUUUGACAUUCAUGUUGUUGCAGAAGAAGAACACAAAGUGGUGAUUCAAAAGUCAGGUCAGCUUCCAAGAGCCAAAGUUGUAGAUGACCUCGUUUGGGCACAGUGGGAUAUGAUGGAGCAAAGACUCUUCUACAUUGUUCCAAAGGAAUCAAAGAGUACUUUAAAGUGUGUCCAGUUUUAUCCUGAUGAAAAUUUUAACUCAAUACUGGAAUCACACCUGGAUAUUGCUGUAAAUGAUACACAAUUAAAACUUGUGAAUUUUGGAUAUGAUUACUGUCAAGAUCAAGAUGUUGCAUCUAAAUCUUUGAACCUUCAGGUUUUCACAAGUAAAGCAGGAGGCUUGUGUGUGUGUAGUCUAGUCUCUGAUACUCCUCAUGAGAUCAUAUACUCCAUAUAUUUUUUACAUAAAGGUUACAACAAAACUUUUACAGUUUCUCUAGAAAGAACAGAAUCUCAUCAAUUGAAGGAAGUGGCUUUUAUGAAUCUUGACUAUUAUGUGGCUGCUUAUUUGCCUGGCCAGUUCCUGCACCUCCUGAACGUUCAACAUCCUGACCUGCUGUGCUAUAGCUUAUUUCUGACAGGUGAGGAUGCCAGAAUCAGCACACUACAGAACUGCUCCAUCCGGUGCCCAUGGGUGUCAGCAGUCCUGGAUUGCGACGCAGGAAGUCUGUACAGUGUGAGCAUCAGUGACAGGGCCUUGCUGCAGCUCCUGCAGGAGAGCAAACGAGACUGUGAGAGAUUGGCAGCUCUGCAUUGUGCCCUGCUCUACUUCCAACACACAGGAGACUUGGAAAUACAGAUUAUUCGGUGGAUUUCUGAGAACCUGUCAACAUGUCAUUCUUUUGACCCCAUUCAAGAAUUUAUCAUUGCCUCCCUGUACUGCAGAAUGUGUCCAGAAACUCAGAACCUGGAUAAACUCCUGCCCUACACAUCAUUGCAUGACUGGACUGGGGUUGUUCCUGGAGUAAUAUGUGCCACAGACAUUAUUUCUCUACCUGUGUUAGAGUUCCAAAACUCCAAAGGCUUCUGGGAGAAACUGAACUCAAACUUGGAGAGUGUGAAGUAUGCAGAGCCACACCUGCACUACCACAGUAACAUGCUCAGGAGGGAAUGGCAGAACCUUUCAGAAGAGAGAGAGGAGAGAAGAAACACAGCAUAUUUGAGGAAUAUUUUUGAAAAUGCCAAAAAGGUGCUUUCUCAUCUGGACACUUGGGACUCUGAGGCGAGGCUGGUCCCUCUCUUUGAAGAGGAGGAUUAUCAGCAGCAGUUGCUUAUGGGACUGAUGGUUGCUCAGCUGAAGGAUCACCUUAUGAGACAUCUACAAUAUGUUGGAAAAAAGAAGAUUGACCAAAUAGUUUUGGAUUACGUUGCAAACCUGCUGAAUCUGGUGCAUCGAAUAAUGAAAGAAGUUUGGAGAAGAUACCAGCUUCAUUCCUGUAUCUUCUGCUUUGAUGAGAGAGGAAGUGCAGGAGAGUUUGCAGUGUUCCACGUCAUGAGUCGGAUUCUGGAAGCAGCAAAUGGCAUGUGCAUGCCUUUACCUCCUGGUUUUCACACUCUGCACCUGGGUCUUGGUGUUCGGUGUCUCCCUCUGCACACCCUCCUGCAUUAUAUUGACAACGGGAUCUUGCAAUUGACAGAAACGUGUGUCAGGAAACUGCUGAAAGAUCUGGAUGACACUGAACAGAAUGAAAAGCUGAAGUUUAGCAUUGUCAUGAGGCUUCCAGAGGCUCUUGGCCAAAAGGUCCGCCAGUACUGGAAUCAUCCGAUAAAUGCCAAUUUUAUAGCACGGAAAUAUGUGAAACUUUUGCUCGAGAAGCUGGGAAAUAGGCAGUGCAGCAGGCCGAUCCCUGAGACACUCUCCAUGCCCGUGGAGUUUUUGCCACUGAACUACCUGACUAAUAUGCUGGCAGAGAUAGAGAGUCAAGGUGUGCAUCCAUAUGAAAAACAAGACCAUGUAAAUGCAAGAUUUGUAGAGGAAACAGCACUCAAGCACACUCUGGCACUUCUGGGCCUCAAGUAUUCCUGAAAUAACACGCUGUUGAAAAAGGCUGUCAAAGUGUGGU